Molecule: messenger RNA, 1161 nt
Organism: Armigeres subalbatus
Lineage: Eukaryota; Metazoa; Arthropoda; Insecta; Diptera; Culicidae
Exons: 1
Coding region: 1-1161 (386 amino acids)
Biological process (GO): DNA integration
Molecular function (GO): nucleic acid binding
Source: RefSeq, a predicted model, not a curated record
AUGGAGCAUUUUCACAAAACUCUCCUGCACGCUGGCCCACAAUUACUAUUGGGAGUAGUUCGGCAACAAUUCUGGCCUCUAGGAGGGAGAAACGUAGCGAGACAGGUAGUACAUCGAUGUUUGCGAUGCUACCGUACAAAACCAUCCACCGUCCAGCAGUUUAUGGGUGAAUUGCCAUCCCCACGCGUAAUCGUUUCCCGUCCAUUUACUAAAACCGGCGUAGACUAUUUUGGACCCGUCUACAUCCGACCAGCUCCAAGACGAACUGCAGUAAAGGCUUACGUAGCUGUAUUUGUUUGCCUCUGUACCAAAGCGGUACACCUAGAGCUUGUCACCGAUCUCUCUACGGAACGUUUCCUUCAAGCUCUGAGGCGAUUUAUUGCACGUCGAGGAAGGCCAUCCGACAUUUAUUCAGAUAAUGGCACCAAUUUUGUUGGCGCCAGAAAUCAACUAACCGAACUUUUCCGUAUGUUUAAGGACAACCAGCACCAUGACCGUGUCACCACCGAGCUUGCCGAAAAUGGAGUACAGUGGCAUUUCAUACCGCCGAAAGCGCCACAUUUUGGUGGUCUCUGGGAGGCAGCAGUCCGAUCUGCGAAAAAUCAUCUACUGAAGGUGAUCGGAGAAACUGUUGUCUCAUCAGAAGAUUAUGCUACACUGCUGGCACAAGUCGAAGCCUGUCUUAAUUCCCGUCCAUUGGUUCCUAUGUCUGAUGAUCCUGACGAUUUACAGCCUUUAACUCCUGCACAUUUCCUGGUGGGCUCGUCAUUGCAAUCCCUUCCUGACGUCAAUAUGAAAGCUGUUUCGUCGAAUCGGCUGAAUCAGUAUCAACUAAUCCAACAGAAACUCCAACACUUCUGGAACCGAUGGAAGCGCGAAUAUUUGAUCCAAUUACAAGCUCGAACUAAACGAUGGAAGCCAGCUAUCCCAGUGCAACCAGGAAAACUGGUCGUAAUCAAGGAUGAAAACGCUCCGCCGAUCCGCUGGAAAAUAGGAAGAAUUAUUGCUUUGCAUCCCGGAGAAGACAAUGUUACCAGAGUUGUUACUGUGAAGACUGCCACCGGUGAACUCAAGCGUCCGGUGGAAAAGAUUUGUAUUCUGCCCAUUCCUGUGAACGAUGAGCUAGACUGCAACCACGACCAUGAGAAUGCUCAGUUAUAA